Molecule: messenger RNA, 4238 nt
Organism: Anneissia japonica
Lineage: Eukaryota; Metazoa; Echinodermata; Crinoidea; Comatulida; Comatulidae
Product: protein fem-1 homolog B-like
Exons: 1
Coding region: 31-2019 (662 amino acids)
Molecular function (GO): protein binding
Source: RefSeq, a predicted model, not a curated record
AUCCGUCGUCGUCGUCGUCGUCGUUUUGUGAUGACCUCGAAAGUCAAUAAACGAAAUAUGAGAGGGGAAUGCAUUGCACAGCACAUUUUAUCAAAUAAAAUGGUCCAGAUCGGUAAAAAAGUGUUCAAUGCUGCGAGAAGUGGUAAGCCUAUUACCCUAGCUGCUCUAUUGUAUGGAAAAUCAGACGACGAAGUUUCACAAAUUUUAACGGAAGUGCAUCAGUACGGUCAACAAAAGUGUACAGCCUUGGUGAUCGCAGCCCUACAUGGAAACACAAAUGUGGUUAAAUUGCUGCUUGACCAGUACCACGUUGAUAUAGAACAGACAGGAACUGUCCAAUUUUGUGGAUUUGUAAUUGAAGGUGCCACGGCACUCUGGACAGCCUCGGGAGCAGGGCGAUAUGAAGUUGUCACCAUGUUGAUAGAGAGGGGUGCAGACGUCAACCAUGCAACUAGCACCAACUCUACACCACUUAGAGCUGCCUGCUUUGAUGGCCGUCUGGACAUUGUCAAGUACCUGGUUGAACAUGAUGCUGAUAUUCACAAGCCAAAUAAAUACAAUAACACAUGUUUGAUGAUAGCUUGUUAUCGAGGGCACCUCACUGUAGCAUCAUACUUACUGGAGCACAAUGCAGAUGCCACUGCAGUAGCUCAUUGUGGUGCCACUGCUCUGCACUUUACAGCUGAAACAGGUCAUCUAGAAAUCGUAAAGGAGCUGGUAAAGUUCAGUGCCCAAAUGAUUCCUAAUGACCACGGGAUGACACCACUGAUGGUGGCCUGUGAAAACAACCAGGCUGAAGUGGCUGAAUAUAUUAUGACAUUAGAUUCAUGUUCUAAGGCAGAACGUAUUGAAGCUUUAGAAUUGCUUGGAGCAUCGUAUGCAAACGACAAAGAUAAUUAUGAUGUUGCAAAGACUUACCACUAUUUGUACUUGGCGUUACUAGAAAGGACAUGUGAUCCAAAUAAUUUAUUUUUAAAACAUAUACAGACACCAAUAAGUGCUUAUGGCUACCAAAAGGAAGCUCAAACAUUGGAGGAAUUAAAGUCACUUAAAUUUGACACUGAUAAGUUGCACAUGGAAGCAUUGAUUGUGCGAGAAAGGAUAUUAGGAAAACAGUGCCCAGAAUUAUUACACCCUAUUGUCUACCGUGGGGCAGUUGCUGCUGAUAAUAUGCAGUUCAGUAUGUGUUUAUCCUUAUGGAAGCAUGCCCUUAACAUAAGGCAAGGUUUAAAUCGGUCAACUUAUAAAGACUUGUUGAGAUUUGCGCAGGUAUUCUCUCAAAUGCUGCAUAUUGGAAUGCAAGUGAAUUUCUCGGAAUUACAUAACAUUCUAAAGUCUGCAGUUUGUGAAAUGGAAUCAUCACAAGAGAAAUUAAAUAAAUGUGCAGAUAAAUUUCACCGUGCCAUUCAUGAUUCCUGCAUUUACACAUGUUUGUACCUUCUAGCCGGUAUCACUCAUAAAGCUGUGGCUAAAACCAAUGAACAAGAAGUCCUGUAUAAAAAAGAGGUCUAUCAGUUUUUAAGGCUAGACCCCCGCACUGAGGAUGGUUCAACACCUUUGCACCUAGUUGUGAACUACCUCACACCUGUAGAUGAUUUCCAUACUAACUAUGUUUGUAAAAUUCCCAGUGCAAAUCUUACUAUGGUACUUCUUCAGUGUGGAGCUGAUCCAAAUGCUAUUGAUAAGGAUGGAAACACGCCCCUACAUCUCAUUGUAAAAUAUAACAAGCCAAUUAGUGACUUUCUAAACUUGCAUGCAAUAAUUGUUCUUCUGAUGGAGGCUAAUUGUCAUGUUGACCAGGUGAAUUUCAAGGGUGACACAGCCCUGAAAACAUCGACUACAGGUGUUGCAGAAAUAAUUUUAAAGGCCCAGACAAAGCCUGACUUAAAGUGUGCAGCUGCUCGAAUAAUUUGUAAAUAUAAUAUACCUUAUAAAGGUUCUGUGCCUAAAAGUUUAGAGUGUUUUAUUGAACUGCACAAAGCUAAAAUAGAUAACCUAAGAAUAAAUGAAGCCGAUUGAAAAUAACAUUAGCUUUUACCUACUGUAUGCUACUGCACCCAAUAGUGCAGUGGGUCCAAACCCAUUACAGUAGAUUUCUGCGAAAUUGGGGUCCGCCAAGUCAAAGCUGUCCACAGGGGGUCCGCAACAAUGUUGGGGGUCCCCUAGAUUAUUAGAACAACUUUUUCAUUAUUCCACUAUUUUUUCUUGUAUUACAAUAAUGUGAUCAUGCCUUGACAAUAAUGAAAUACAGUACCUUUACAGGCAUUACUUUGUUCACUGUAAAUUGUUUUAAUUGGCAUUAUAUUUUAAUUCCAAUAUUUUAUAGGUGAUCUGAUAGAAUCAUUUAAAUUAUUUUUUUUUAUGUAUUUUCUAUGAAGGUGUUUAGUAUACUGCAGGAGAGCCACUUACUGUAAUAGUGGCAAUCCUUAGGUAAUGUAGUUUUGUUUCCAUGUUUUCUCUUGUAUUGCUUUUAACUGGUUAUCGAAUAAAUUUUAAAAAUUCAGGAGGGAGCCCUAAGUUUGACAAAAUUAAAUGUACAGUAAAUGGGGAUAACAGAAUAUUAAUUCAAAUUUCAUUUCCAGCAAUCUACAAGUUCCAUAAACAUUAAAAUAUCCUCAGCCCCAACCAGGGUGGGGCUAAGGUAGCGUAAAUCCCCUAUUUAUAAAAUUUACUGUCUGUACAGUACCUCUCCAUAAUCUUAUUGGCAGGAUAUCAACCAUGAGUUGCCUACUGUACAUUAAAAAUUAAAUGGGGGAUGGGGAUAAAAUAUAGAUUACCUUCAAAUUUUGAGUCUGACAGUGCCAUUUCCAGCCAUCUACUGUAGAAGUGGCAUAGACAUAAAAAAAAAAAGGUGUGCCCCAAACAUGGUGGGGCUGAGAUGGUUUUUAUUUUGAAUUCCCGGAUCCACUACUGUUCAUACAUUCGUGGCGAAUCAUCUUCUAUCUGUAGGCAUAGCCUUAUUGUUGGGAUAUGGACAAUGGGUACUAUUCAGACAUUGGGGUCCAUAAGAUUUUGGCAUAUCCAGAGAGGUCCACAAACGCAAAAAGGUUGAGAACCACUGCACUAGUGGAUGGAUGUUUUGAUGUUUUCUAUAAGUUUUGUUAUCUUCCUUAAGCUACUAAAGUGAUGUAAUAUACAAGAGUAACAUCUGCAGCCAGUCAGAUCAAAAUUUGCUCUAGAGACAACUGAGUGUGCACAACCAGUUGCGGACUUACAGGGGGUGAAUAGGGUGGCUAUCUACUGUACCACCCUCUCAAAACAAAAAUCCCAAAUUUUAGAGCUCUAAAGUUAGGGCUAGGCUAGGUUAGCAAGGCCUUGGUAAUAACAUGAUGCAGACCUGUCUACCUUUUUUAUUGUCAACAUUCAUUUUAUUUAUUUAAAUAUUUAUUUAUUUAAUACCAUAUUUCAAGAGGGUGACCAUCCAGCAAUGCUGAUUAUUAGGGGCCCUCAUACAAUACAAGAAUAAAAACAAGAGUCACUUAAUUUCACAAAUUUAUAAAAUUCAGAUAUAAAAGAUAAUUUGUAAAAAUUUGAUAAUACAUUAAUUAAAGACGUCCGUGUAAAAAGUCAUACAGAAUAAUUCUUGACUUGAACAGUGAAUGGAAAGGGAAAGUUUGGCACCCACAGAUAGACACGGAGUACAAGACUUUAGUUAAAAGAAACUAAAGUCCUGUAAUGUAGGAAUUAUUCACCAUUUUGUCGGAAAUUAUUAUUAUACUAUUGGUACUGAACAUUAUUUUUAUGCAUUCAGAUGGAAUGCUAAAGUUAAUUAAAUUUUUAAAAUUUAGUUUUAAAGGCAUUCAAUUUUUAAUUUUCAUAUACUGACAGUAGAUGUAAAUGGUCGGAAACUGAUACAUUAAAGGUAAAAAUAUCCUUUUAUCCUCUGUCCUUUUUGUAAGAUAUGAUCAAAUACAGUAAGUACUUCAGUGCUAUGGCCUGUCCAAAUACAAAAAGGGCAUACAACAAGAUGUGUAGGUGUAAUUCCUAUGUAGAUUCAAACUACUGUAUUGGUGUUUCAUUUAUAUAAAUAUUUGUUUAACUGCCCAACAUGCACUUAAUUUUUAUUCACAAUAAAUACAGUGUGUAUAAUUUUUAAAAUUGCUGAUAUCAUUUUAAUGUAAAGGUGGUUGUUUAUUUUUUAUGUUCGAUACAUCAAUGUUAUAGGCCUUUCUAAAAUGCAGAAGGUCAACUUAAACUAUAAAGUCAAGAUAUGCUUUAGAAAUGCAUUGUGUUUGUAU